AUGUAUCUCCCACGUUCUCUCAUAUCCAAGCUCUACAUCCACCUUCAGAAAACGCGCCAUCCCCUCUCCCCACCGGUACUCAUACUCGUCACGCUCGAUCCCGACGCUCUCUGCGCUUGUCGAAUUCUCACGAGACUCCUGAAACAUGACUACAUUCCGCACAAGAUUCACCCGGUGGUGGGACUCAGCGGGUUGGCACAAGCUGGACAAGACUUGGUGGCCCCAAUGAUGGAGUCCCAGGGCGGCAGCGGCGGCCUUGUCGUCUGCCUGGGGGUGGGAGGAAUGGUUGAUCUCGGUGAGGUGCUUGGACUCGAAACUGAAGGCGAUGAUAGUCCGUACAGCGGGGUCGAGGUCUGGGUUAUCGACGCACGAAGGCCUUGGAAUCUGGGCAACGUCUUUGGUGGCUUCCCGCUAGAGGUCGCCGCCGAGCCGUCGAGUUCAUAUCAGUCUCGAAUACCUGCUGGAGUAGAUGGAGGUAAGAUUGGAAGGUCUUAUAAGCCCGGGAGAGGUGGGAUAGUCGUCUUUGACGAUGGCGACAUUGAGGACGACCUCGAGGCCGAACGCAAUGCGUAUAAAGCACUAUUGGACAUGCCUGAUAUCGACGACGACGGCGACAGCCUUGACUCCGAAGAUGACGCUGAAGACGGUGCCGGGGAUGUCGACGAUGAGGUGCAAGAAGCCACCCGGGCUGGGCAGAAGCGGAAGAGUUGGUCAGAUAGUCACGACGAUGGCUUGUCUGACGAUGAUGAUGAUAGACCGGCGCAAAGACGCAGGAGUAAUAUGUCAAGCCCCAUCGCAGACUCACCGCGGCGUCCUCAGCACAGAGGGCUACUGUCAUUGCGGGAGCCCAAUGCUGGGCUCUCCAGCGAUCCCGUCGAGCCACCAUCAGGAGCGCAGUCUGGUCCUGCAUCUUCAGCCGGGGCUCUGCGACGACGCUUGCUACGCAUGCGCCGAGAAAAUCAAGCAAUUAUCGCUCGAUACUACUCGGCGGGUUCUUCAUACUCGGAGCCGCUUUCGUCGAUGCUGUAUUCUCUCGCCUCAGAGCUUGGACGAGAGGACAACGAUCUUUUAUGGCUUGCCAUUGUGGGCGUGACGUCCAUGGAGCUCUAUGGUCGAUCUUCAGCCGGAGUGGCAGCACCUGUCCAUGCCACGAACAAGAACAGGCCUAGUGGAUGGAUGGGUGUGCGCGGGGCUCGGAUUCGCCAGCUUCUGCGCGAUGAAGUGCGGCGACUCAACCCUCCAGAGAUCACCAAUGGACGUGUGGCUUCAGAGAACACUGGUGUCAUUCCCACAACCGCCAAGAGCCCAGAAGACACGAGCAUUAGGCUAUCACCCGAGCCGCGGUUUCUCCUCAUUCGCCAUUGGAGCCUUUACGACAGCAUGCUACACUCCCCGUAUCUGUUCUCCAGACUAAAGACGUGGAGCGAAAAAGGCAUCAAGCGCUUGCACAAGCUUCUAGCUAAGAUGGGUGUCAGCCUUGCUCAGUGCAAGCAAAGCUACACCCACAUGGACCUGGUGCUGAAGAAGGAGCUACGAGCCAAGUUGCUCGAAUACGGCGUUCUAUACAAUCUCGAUGAGAUGGUACCCUCUGUUGGCACAGAUGGUAGUGAUCGAGGAGGCGCCAAGGAUGGCUGGGGUUUUGUAAGAAGCUGGGGCUGGCGUGCGACCUUGAGUGCAGAGGAUGUGGGCGUGGUAAUCGGCGCAUUACUUGAAGUCGGCAAACAUGCUACUGGAGCAGAGGCUAUCGUAACGUCCAGCCACAGGGAUCGAGACAAUGAGGAGGGCUUUGACUACACCUCGCAGGGUGACGAGUGGAUCAGUCGCUUCUGGGAAGCGUACGAUGCCUUGGAGGACAUUGAUGCGCUCAAGGCUGGUCUACCCACUGCUCAACACCUCCACCGUGCAAUCUACCGUACAGGCACGUCACUCAUCAACAAAAAGCAGAUCAAGCCCCUGAGAGCAUUCCGAAUGUGCGUGGUAAAAGAUGGCCCGGACGUUUCCUUGUUCAACCACCCCGCAGCCUUGACCAAAUUGUCGCUAUGGAUUGGCGAGGCAUUGGCUGAGCAGGAACGAGAAAUUCACGGGAAGCUAUCGCACGGCGGUCGAGGAACGCCACUCGUUGUUGCGAGCUUGGAUGAGAAGCGAGGGACGUAUGUAGUCGUGGGAACGGGUGGUGGGGGCGGCCCUGAUAACCUCUUCCUGGACCGAGAAGCGUCUAAGAAGCGCAAGGAAGCAAGGGAUGCAAAGGCCAAGGUUAAGGAGGAAGCGCGACAAGCCAAGGAGAAAGUCAAGGCGGAAAAGCGUGCAGCUAAGAAACAAGCCGGGGACGAUAACGACGAUGAGGACUUGGAGACCGAAUCGGAGGCUUCUGACACGGAUUCAGAAGAUGACUCGGACUUGGAGGAGGAUGGCAACGAAAUCAAGAAGGGAUUUGGUCGCAACAACUUCGGGCGAGCAUUCCAAGAGGUCGUCGCAGAGACGACCCGCCGGGACAAGAUCACCUCAGUCUCCAUCUUCUUUCGACUUCUCCUAGAUCUAGCGACGACCAUGGCAACCGAAGCCACACGCAAAGUCUGGGCUGACGGGCCGUACCAGCUCAUCACUGCGGAAAAGAGUCGCCCAGAGCCCGAUGGGACGCAGAGCGCCGCCAAAUUUAUGGCUGCCGAAAUGACAAUUGUCCACAAUUGCAUCCUGCGCGGUGUCAAUGCUAUCUACCACCAGGCCGUCAACGUGGCAGACAAAGGCACCAAAGAGGACAAACUUGAUUUCGCGCACUUUACAGCACAAUGGGGUGACAUGAUCCAUGAGCACCACGGAUUGGAGGAGUCCACGAUUUUCCCCCAGAUCGAACAGAUGACAGGAGUUCCGGGUCUGAUGGCCGCCAAUGUCCGUGAACAUGAGCAGUUCCACUCUGGCUUGUCUGCACUCAACGAGUACCUCGACAAGGUCAAACGCGAGGUGGAGGAACUGGACGGGGUCAAGUUGCGUAAUCUCGUGGAUGCCUUUAUGCCCGUGCUCAGGGAUCACCUCGACAACGAGAUUGACACCCUUCUCGGAUUGGCAGACUACGAAGACAAACAUGACUGGAAGAAGUGGUUCGAGAACAUCAGCUCUGGGAUGAUAAAGGCUAUAUUCUCCGAUUCUACUCUCAGAGUGAAUUGUCCCUUGCCGCCGCGGAUGGACGAGCGAGCUGACGAGAACAAACAGAAUGAUAUCUUCCCCCUGACCUUGGUGCUCCAUGACAAGAAAUUUGAGCAAGGUGUGUUCAAGACCUUUCCACCCAUGCCUUGGGUCCUCCACGUGGCAGUGCGGUGGUUGUUUAUGAACACGCGCAAGGAUUGGUGGCGGUUCGCACCUUGCGACUUUUACUCCAUGCCAAAGGAGUUGCCCUUUGUUUGA
Messenger RNA from Emericellopsis cladophorae, 3399 nucleotides. Its product is annotated as Cell division control protein-like protein. Gene Ontology annotation, molecular function: DNA replication origin binding; single-stranded DNA binding; chromatin binding. The coding region runs from base 1 to 3399 and encodes 1132 amino acids. The record is from RefSeq and is a predicted model, not a curated record. NCBI's taxonomy places the organism in Eukaryota, Fungi, Ascomycota, Sordariomycetes, Hypocreales, Bionectriaceae. Gene Ontology annotation, biological process: mitotic DNA replication preinitiation complex assembly; DNA replication initiation; double-strand break repair via break-induced replication. Gene Ontology annotation, cellular component: DNA replication preinitiation complex. The transcript has 5 exons.